Desarmillaria tabescens is the source of this 1428-nucleotide messenger RNA. RefSeq lists its product as uncharacterized. NCBI's taxonomy places the organism in Eukaryota, Fungi, Basidiomycota, Agaricomycetes, Agaricales, Physalacriaceae. The record is from RefSeq and is a predicted model, not a curated record. Bases 159 to 1295 code for a protein of 378 amino acids. The transcript has 5 exons.
CGGACGAUCCGUAUUUGACACUCCGACGGCCGGCUGGCGGCUAGUAGACCCCUAGGCAGUUUCUCAUUUCCGAGAGCUUGUCCAUGUUCUGAAAAUCAGCAACUUGUGUUUUUUGCGACUUCAGAGAUCUAGGAAACCAUUGAAGAUUUACCAGUCGAAUGCUAAUGUCGGAGAUAUCAAGUCGAAACGAUUCCAAUUUGAAGGACAUGCUGCAUCCACCACAACCAAGUGACUUUACCCCUCGUCCUCUGCCUGCGAAUCCUUUUCUUCAAGCCGGUUUCUAUGCUGCAUUCAAUCUUUGCCUUAGUCUCGAGUCUCGUUCUCAUCUUGUUUCCCUUCCGGAUCCAAGACACCCUCCUGUUAUCCUCUGCGCCCGCAUUCUGGGAUACGCUCUUAUAGAGGCCCCCACCAACGUUGGCCGUGAUCAUAUGGCAAAGUCAAUCAACGAUGGUAGCACCGACGAUACUUUACUUGCUCUGGGCAAGUACUACGCCCAACGCUUGCUUCGCAUAUUUGAAAGGGAGGAACGAACACUCUCUCCAUCAGACCACCCCUCUUGUCCUGAUAUCGACAAUGCGAAGGAGUUGUGUCAAUACAUCAUGGAACAAGCCUCUCUGAAUCAUAGCACGGCAAAGAAAGCUGCUCUGCUUCGUGACGGUUAUCAUUGCCUUCUCAGAGCAGACACAUAUGAUCGGAAGUACUUUGACCGAAAUCCGUCUGCAAUCCUUUCCCAGAACCCGAAUUGUAACACAUUCCCGCUCCAAUGCGUCCAUAUAUUCCCGAAGGGUCUCAACUCAAAUUCAGGAGAGAACGAUGAUUCCCCAUCUGAUAAACACGACUGGGUAGCCUCUGUAUGGGCUGCGGUGUUUGGUCUGCACAUGACAGAGCUUAACGGUGUCGGAACUCAUCGGUUGCAGAAUAUACUCACGUUGUGCCCUGACCUUCAUGACGGUUUUGACCAGUUGGCUUUGUGGCUCCGAGCUGUGGCUAACCAACCUAACACAUAUGUCAUUGAGACCGUUUCGGUAGGCGUAUUACGAAGUCUCCCAAAUCGUGUUGUCACCUUCACUACGCCCGAUCCUCAAGCUCUGCCGCUUCCCAGCCCUGACUAUCUAGCUAUCCAUGCUGCUUGUUGUCGCAUCGCUCAUAUGUCGGGUGCUAUUGAUUAUGUGGACGACGUUCUCCAGGAUGAGGAAGAGAUAUGUGAACGGAUUGAGCGCAUGGGGAUUCUCGCUGAGGAUGGAUCAUCAAUGGACCUUUUUGAUAAGUAUAUGACGGCUGCUAUCAGAAUCUGAGUCCCACAAGCUUUUUCAUCGUGCCUUUUUUUGUAUUUUACCCUCUUGUGCCUUCACACAAUAGUUGCAUUACAAGUUAUAGAUAAUCGAUAUUGGGUUUUAAUAAAUGAAGUAUCAACGACUUGAAAGAUGG